AUGGAACUUAAAACUAACAUGAAGCUCCUGCUUCUCACCGCUCUCCUUUCCUGGUCCUCAGCACAAAAAUGUCCAGGAAUCUUUUUCAACUACAGAUGCCACGAAGUUGAAAUCCUGAAAAAUGGGAUCAACAACAUUCACCAACUGGUGUUAAAUGAAAAUGAAAAUACGCUUUACUUCACAUUCGAACAAAUAGCCAGUCCACCUUCCAGAGGUCUGGGGUACUUUAACAUCGAUGAUGAAACUGCUGGAGUCAUAGACGGUGUAAGAAACGCAACGGGAGUAGCCAUAGACAAGAGAAGAAAUAGAAUUUACGUGGGUGGAUCUGACGGACUUUACUUCCUUCACGAGAACAAAUUACCCGAAAAACUACCUGUUCAAGACAGUAUUCAGUAUUUAUUUUAUAAAGAUUAUGUGUAUUAUAUAAAUAACCGGAGGGAAGCUUAUAAAUUUGAUUACGGAAUGGUGGUCCGCUUACCGGAGCUCCAAGGACAAUAUGUUGAUCAAAUUAUAGUCGAUGACGACAAUAAUAUUUUUUUUCUACAAGAUAGAAACCUUUUUAGAGUAAAAAUGGGUACUAGAGCUAUCAACAGUCACGAAAGGUAUACUGUGAAUCUAAUAACCACAGAUAAUAAUUACAAGCCAUAUAUGUGUGCUACUAGUGGAGUUUAUGUGUACAAUAAGUAUAAAUAUGCAUUGGAUAGAGUGGCUAAUAUAGUUGAUUUGAGAGAAAUGACGUUUAAUAGACAAGGGGAACCCAUUUAUGUAGUAGUUGAUAAUAUUGUUAAGCUAAAUUAUAAUCCCAUUCCUUAUAUACCAUAA
Molecule: messenger RNA, 822 nt
Organism: Arctia plantaginis
Lineage: Eukaryota; Metazoa; Arthropoda; Insecta; Lepidoptera; Erebidae
Source: the annotation of a GenBank genome assembly